UUGUUAAAGCUUCGAAUAACACACCUCGAGCUUCUGGACAGAAAAAUCACGAAAGCGGGAAGCAAGAGAGAGAGGCAAUUGCUCGAACUGUUGUUUGGUUGUGCUGAAAGAAAGGAUCGCAGUGACGGCGAUACAGCAAGAGAGGAAGCUGAAAAGAUUCCCUGGAUACAGCAAGAGAGGAAGUUAAAAAGAUUCCCUGGUACAAUAGAGGAUAAAGAGUCGAGUCGCUUUCCUGGGAUCAAUCUUUCGUCUCUCGUCUUGUCACAAGAUCAGAAGAUAAAGGGAGACCUUUUCUGCUUCGUGCUAAUACCAGAGGACCAGAGGCACUGUCACCACUGCAACAAUAUUCUGCUGGCCUUGUUCCAUUUCCGAUUGCUGCCUACCCUCGGGUACUGCUUCGGACGACGACGACGAUUAUUCCUCCUUGUCAGCAUCGGAACAAUCCCACCUCAUUCCCGAAGAAACUCGUCGCAGUUUUCACGAAAGCAUCCGCAACAAAAAGAUAUUCAUCCACAGCCGAGGCAAUCGACCUUUUUUAUCCUUUCUGGAACGAGUCAUUGACGCCGUAAUGGGUGCCUGUUUGAGUGCCGCUGGUGGGGGAGGGAUGCUCAUUGAGAAUCCGGAUGGUGACGAAGAAGGCUUCCACAAACGAUUUCUGGAGGAUCAUGUUCUGGGAGAAGGUGAAUUCGGGGUUGUCAAAAUGGUGCAUGACAUGAGAUCACAAGAAAAUGAACCACUGGCAUGCAAGACUCUACGAAAAGGUGUUGUCUUUAAAGACAAUGUCUUGUAUGCACCCCUGAAACCAGAAAUUCUCAAGGGAGAAAUCAACAUGCUGAGGGCACUAGCAGCGGACAAGAGCAACUUUUGCCUCAAACUGCAUUCCAUUUACGAAACGCCACGAUUAAUUCUCAUGGUGACAGAGCUAUGUGCUGGAGGAGAAAUGAUGGAAUAUGUCGCCAAACAGGAAGAUGAUUUGAGAACGGAAGAUGUGUCACGGAUCGCCUUUCAACUCUUGACGGCAUUUGAGUGUUGUGCCAAACAUCAUAUCAUACAUCGAGAUGUCAAGCCAGAAAAUAUCAUGUUUCUUCAACCGACACCCAAGUCAGAGCUACGUGUGAUUGACUUUGGAUCAGGAGUCAUGGACGAUCCAAAUGCCGAGUUGGAGGAAGGAGCCGAAUUUGGAAGGCACACAACCUUUGCUGGUUCUGCGUUUUACAUCUCCCCCGAAAUGUUUCAACGAACCUAUACAAAAGCCACGGAUAUCUGGUCCGUCGGUGUGACUCUGUACGUCCUUGUGGCCGGUUAUCCCGCGGAUCAGCUCCAAAAAGCAUUCAACAUUCUACAAACAUCCAAAAAUAGAGACCUUAAGAAACUGCCCAAUCUACCCGAGGACAUGCCGGCUUCCUACUACGAGAUGCUGGAAGGAUUGCUAGUAUACCGACACAAACGACGAAAGACCGCGGCCGAAAUGCUGACCCAUGAGUUUGUGACAUUCCACAAAGACUUGGAGGAGGAGGAAGACGGAAUCUCUAUUGAAGCGAUUGCUGCCGCGGCAGCAGCUGCAGGAGGAAUAGAUCCAGAGAAAUCGUCAGCGUCCAAGAAAAUGGGUAGAUCCCAAUCGAUCAAACUCAGCGGAAGUGUGCAAAGGCAUACGCUCAUGCUUGGUUAUCAGAAAUUCGAACGCAGUGUCACCACACUGCUGGCAACAAUGUUGGACGGGAAUGAAUUCGAUCGUCUAAUAAAGCAACUGGACGACCGCAAAAAACCUGCAGAGACCAAUGCCUCUGAACCUUCAGCUCCAGCAAACAACAAUGAACCCGAAGGUGCAACAACAAAUGGCACUGGUCCCACGGACGAAAGCAACGAGACCGUGAAUCGGGAACGUCUUGAUAUCAUUCCAAUGCACACUUUGAAAAAGAUUGUCAAGGAGGACUAUGGCAAGGAUGAUGUAUUGGAUAUGAUCUCGAAACUACCAAACGCCAACGACUACAACACGUUUGCCUACCAUACGCCUCUGUUGAAGGAGUUUGUCAGCGCAGACGCCGCCGGUGGAACCAAACGAAGAUCUAGUAAGAAUGGCGGUGAUCACACCAAUCCUCGCGUUGUUCGCCGUGGUACCUACGUAGCCGACAAGCUCGUGAACCGAGCCGGUUCUCUGCGAGACCUCACAUCACGGUCUGAUGGCGAUGAACCCAAGGGUAAGCAGGGAAGUUUCCGAAAGCUAUUGAAUGGCUCCGGAACAGGACCUCGGGCGAGACGAGCACAGCUUACUCAUGCCCAAUCUGCUGUGAGAUGAGAAUGCAUCGUCGUCUUCCUUUCCCGCCAACGAAGAAGGGCUUUUGCUAUUGGUGUGGUGUUCAAUUGUUAGCUGUGGCAAACGAUGCCUUGGUGUUAUGUACUUUUAGUCUAGAGUUCUGAAGUCAAAGAGGUUUUGAAUGAGCGGUGCAGGCUUGUCUAGUUCACACGCCAGCUAGCGAGAGUAGAUGUAGAAGAAGGGGCUUCCCUAGAUGGCAUACAGCUCUUAUGUUUCU
Messenger RNA from Seminavis robusta, 2531 nucleotides. The record is from the annotation of a GenBank genome assembly. NCBI's taxonomy places the organism in Eukaryota, Bacillariophyta, Bacillariophyceae, Naviculales, Naviculaceae.